AUGGAGAAGAAGCGCCGGGCACGCAUCAACAUGUCCCUGGAGCAGCUCAAGUCUCUUCUGGAGAGACACUACUCACAUCAGAUACGGAAACGGAAGUUGGAAAAGGCUGACAUCCUGGAGCUGAGUGUUAAGUACAUGAAAAGCCUUCAGAAUUCAUUGCAAGGACUCUGGCCAGUACCCAGUGGGCUCGACUACCCGUCUGGCUUCCAGGGCUGCUUGCCCGGCGUGAGCCAGCGGCUUCGGCGCGGAGAGGAUGGCAGCGGCCUGCGCUGCCCCCUGGUGCUGGAGCGCAGGGCCGGCAGCACCACGGACAGCGCCAGCCCGCAGGCGGUCUCCGAUCUCAGCCCCUGCCUCCCGGCCAUCUGGGCCCCUGCUUCCGCUGCAGGUGGCUCCCAGUCCCCUCUGUCCCCGCUCCCUCUCCCUAGAGGACUCCCUGAGUCCUCCACCGGCGUUCCGCCACCACAACCAGUGUCGAACUGCCAGACCGAGAGCCCAAGACCCGGGCUUGGGGUGUGGCGGCCCUGGUGAGGCCUAGGCAAGGAUUCAGACGCAAGACCCCUCCCCCACGCCCCAUCACUCGCCGU
Molecule: messenger RNA, 584 nt
Organism: Onychomys torridus (southern grasshopper mouse)
Lineage: Eukaryota; Metazoa; Chordata; Mammalia; Rodentia; Cricetidae
Gene: Hes3
Product: hes family bHLH transcription factor 3
Exons: 3
Coding region: 1-528 (175 amino acids)
Biological process (GO): anterior/posterior pattern specification; regulation of transcription by RNA polymerase II; regulation of neurogenesis
Cellular component (GO): nucleus
Molecular function (GO): RNA polymerase II cis-regulatory region sequence-specific DNA binding; protein dimerization activity; DNA-binding transcription factor activity, RNA polymerase II-specific
Source: RefSeq, a predicted model, not a curated record